UACGCUUCCCGGCGUCCCUGGCGCGCGCAGCUGGGAGGAGGCGGCCGCCGCGGUUCCUGCGAGCGCCAUGCGGCUGUGGGGUGGGCUGCUGCUGGGGGCGAGGGCCCGUCUGUGCCCGGCGCGGGGCUGCAGCUCGGCGGCCGGCCUAGAGGGCCCCACGCGGCCGCGCUCCUAUUGGCGGUACCUGAGGCGCCUGGUGCGCGGGCCGCCGCAGCCACCCUACCUGCGCGUGUGUCAGGUCGGAGACCCGGUGCUGCGCGCCGUGGCAGCCCCGGUGGAGCCCGCGCAGCUGGCGGGGCCAGAGCUGCGGCAGCUAGUGCGGCGGCUGGUGCAGGUGAUGCGGCGGUGUGGCUGUGUGGGGCUGAGCGCGCCGCAGCUGGGGGUACCGCUACAGGUGCUGGCGCUUGAGUUCCCGGACGCUCUCUUCCGCGCCUGCGCCCCGCGGCUGCGAGAGCUGCGCCAGAUGGAGCCCUUUCCGCUGCGCGUGCUGGUGAACCCCAGCCUGAGGGUGCUGGACAACCGCCUGGUCACAUUCCCCGAGGGCUGCGAGAGUGUCGCUGGCUUCCUGGCCUCUGUGCCCCGCUUCCAGGCCGUGCAGAUCUCAGGACUGGACCCAAGAGGAGAGCCAGUGGUGUGGUCAGCAAGUGGGUGGACGGCCCGAAUCAUCCAGCACGAGAUGGACCACUUGCAAGGCUGCUUGUUCAUUGACAAAAUGGACAGCGGGACAUUUACCAAUGUCCAUUGGAUGGAGGUGAAUGAUUGAAGCUCUUGUGCCUGACUAAGGGUCUGGAAAACUAAGAUAUGGGCACCUGGGCUUGAAUUGGGCACAUCUCACUGAGCUUCAACUUGGAAUUGGUUCCAAUCUGAUAUAAAGAGUGGGCUGCCAGUGUGGGCUGGACUGAGA
This is a messenger RNA of Nannospalax galili (Upper Galilee mountains blind mole rat), 904 nucleotides long. It is a transcript of the gene Pdf, whose product is annotated as peptide deformylase, mitochondrial. The transcript has 2 exons. Bases 68 to 763 code for a protein of 231 amino acids. Gene Ontology annotation, molecular function: peptide deformylase activity. Gene Ontology annotation, biological process: N-terminal protein amino acid modification; peptidyl-methionine modification. Lineage: Eukaryota; Metazoa; Chordata; Mammalia; Rodentia; Spalacidae. Gene Ontology annotation, cellular component: mitochondrion. The record is from RefSeq and is a predicted model, not a curated record.